Ceutorhynchus assimilis (cabbage seed weevil) is the source of this 1897-nucleotide messenger RNA. Lineage: Eukaryota; Metazoa; Arthropoda; Insecta; Coleoptera; Curculionidae. The record is from the annotation of a GenBank genome assembly.
CCCCACCACCGCAAGGUUUAAUCCUCCCCAAUCCACGUGCCCAGUGCCGGAGACAAACCCAUCGGUCUUCUUCAAAGCGCGCCGACAACGCCGAUUCCAUAAUUCUCCUCGUCUCGUGUGUCUUUGACGAUGACUCCGGAGUCACGGUAUCAUCAUCAAACCGAUUGCGUAUUUCCGGGUUACGGGAACAGUCCGGAGUUAACGCCGGAUUUUAAAUUUGAUUAAUUAAAACACUAAUUUUUGCGGCAGUAAUGAACGCGGAUGUGUCAAUAUUAAUUGUUUGUCGAUUUUUCGUUGAUUUUAUCAAAAACUUAUUACGAUAUCUCAAGUGAUUUUUUUUGGUGGUUCAAGUAUGGUGUUUAGAUCUUGCCAAAAUAAUUAUUCUCGUUUGGUAGUUUUUGUAUUUCUUUUAGUAUUUCGAAUCACUUCUCAAAAAAUAUCCCUCCAAUCAGCUCAAUCCAGGAACGAAGUGGACAUAUUCGCAUCCCCCUACGUCGACACAGCAUUUUGUAGAGCCAUACCAGGCUUAACCAAGUACCAAAUUGAGCUUUGCAACCAGCAACCAGAUACUAUUAUGGUGGCCCUUGAAGGACUAAAUCAAGCUGUUAGAGAGUGUCAGAGUCAGUUUGACGGCAACAGAUGGAACUGUUCAUCGCUGAGUACCAGAGGAAAAAAUCCAUACAUAAGUGCCAUAUUGCAAAAAGGUUACAAAGAAACUGCAUUUUCCUACGCCAUAUCGUCAGCUGGAGUUGUCGUGGCAGUGGCAAAAGCUUGUAGUUCUGCCGCAUUACAAAACUGUGGCUGCGAUGAAAAAAUUUACAAAAUAAAAAAAGGUCGUCAAUUUUUUAAAGAAAAUAAUUAUGGUUAUGCGAGGGGAAAAAAGAAAUUGUCAGAUGAAAUAUUGAAAAGCUCAAAUAUAUUUUCCAGAGAAACUAAUGUACAGAAUAAUAUACCGAUUUUUGCUAAAGAAAAUUCUGAGCCAGACCAGCCGAUUGCAUGGAAAUGGGGCGGAUGUUCCCACAACUUGAAAUUCGGCCUUAGAUUUUCCAAAAUGUUUUUGGACUCGAGAGAAACAGCUGACGAUAUCCAUUCCAAAACGAAUUUACACAAUAACCAAGUGGGAAGAAUGGCUGUCAAACAUAAUAUGAAAGUACGCUGCAAGUGCCAUGGAAUUUCUGGAAGUUGUCAAAUGAAGACAUGCUGGCGAUCAACUCCUGACAUAAAGUUAGUGGGAAAUAUUCUGAAGGAAAAAUUCAAAUCUGCUGUAAUGGUUGAUCAAACGAAUUUGGGUAGCAAAAAUUUGAGAAAAUUUAAUGUAGCCAACCCGAAAUUGGUGAACAAAAACCAAAUGCGAUCAGAAAAACAAUGGAUGCCAAGGAAAAAUAAGAAGAGACGAGAUUUAUCCUUUGAUCUUCUGUAUUAUGAAAAAUCGCCAAAUUUCUGUGAUAAGAAUAAUGUGCUAGAUGUACCUGGAACCAGUGGAAGAUUAUGCAAUAGUACGUUGAAAUCUGGUCCUAGCAGUUGUACCUCACUAUGUUGUGGAAAGGGCUACAAUUCAGUAAAGCAAACCAAACUGGAACGUUGUCACUGCAAAUUUAUCUGGUGUUGUGAGGUGAAAUGUGACAUUUGUAAUAAUACAAAUUGGAUAAGUGUGUGUAAAUAACUAUCCUCGUGGACGUUUUCUAUAAAUAUAAGUAGGUAGUCACCACAACUUACCACCUCUUAACGUGUAAUAAAUACUUUCUUGUAUUAUUUGUCAAAUUUCAUUUUAUUAAUUUAUUCUAUUUAUAUUUUUGUAACAUAAAUCGCCAUAGUAUUAUUUUUUAUCAUAUAAAAUUAAUUAAUAUUUAAUAGAGUGUAAUAUAAUUUUAUUAUUUAAGUAUUUAUUGAUUAUCUC